This is a messenger RNA of Paralichthys olivaceus (Japanese flounder), 2462 nucleotides long. RefSeq names its product nectin cell adhesion molecule 1a (gene nectin1a). Gene Ontology annotation, biological process: protein localization to cell junction; heterophilic cell-cell adhesion; homophilic cell-cell adhesion. Gene Ontology annotation, cellular component: adherens junction. Lineage: Eukaryota; Metazoa; Chordata; Actinopteri; Pleuronectiformes; Paralichthyidae. The record is from RefSeq and is a predicted model, not a curated record.
GGAGUCGACUUAAAGCGGGAGAAAGAAAAAGUGAUACGGGAGAGAUAAGUUUGAGAAACAUUUCUUGUUUUUGUGCAGUUUGUGGAUCUGGAGUCAGCGGGAGCUCGGUUUGUUUCUCGGAGAGCUGAGUGGAGCCGGACGCACGGGGGCUGAAGCUGAACCUGCAACCUGCACUCAGUCCGGGAGGCAGGAGGGGGAAAACAAGUGCACACUGGGAAUCGAACCACACAGAGAAGCUGGCACUGGUGGCAUGGGCAUGGAAAACACUGGACUGUGGAUAUUCCUGAUAACAACCUGUGUUGUUCCAGGAAUAAAAAGCCAGACUGUGGAGAUGGAUGAUGGGAAGGCGGGGUAUGUCGGGUCAAAGGUGGAUCUCCGCUGUCGGUUCGUCAACAGCUUCCCACCUGUCAAAAUCUCCCAGGUAACAUGGCAGAAACUGGUGAAUGGCACCAAGCAGAACGUGGCAAUCGCCAACCCCUCCCUGGGUGUGUCCGUGGCCCCGCCCUACAGGGACCGCGUCACCUUCAAGAACGCGGCAGUGAGGCGACGCACUCCGACCCUUGAAGACACCACUAUCACCUUCUCCUCGCUCCGCCUCUCUGACGAGUCCACCUACAUCUGCGAAUACACCACGUUUCCUGCAGGGAACAGAGAGAACACUGUGAACCUCACAGUCUACGUUCGCCCGACGACUCAGAUGAGUCUGUCCACCCCGACCCUGGUGGCUCGUUCGUCCAAUCUGAAAACACCUGUGGCCACCUGCAUCUCUGCCAAUGGAAAACCACCUGGUAUCAUUAGGUGGGAGACAAAGGUGCCAGGAGAGGCGACCACUCGAGAGUACAGAAACUCAGACGGGACAUUCACUGUUCAGAGUGACUACAUCCUGGUGCCCAGCAAAGAAACACACAAGGAGACGCUCACCUGUGUCACCAGCUACAACGAGGAAGUCUAUACUGACAGUGUCACCCUCGAUAUCCAGUAUGAGCCAGAUGUGUCAGUGGACGGCUUUGAUGGAAACUGGUAUCUAAACCGAGAGAACGUCCAGCUGAGCUGCAAAGCUGAUGCCAAUCCAUCCGUCUCUCUGUAUCAGUGGAAAUUGAUUAAUGGCUCCAUACCGAACAGUGCUGAGAUCCGUGACAACGUCCUCACCUUCAAAGGGCCGGUCACAUAUGACCUGCAAGGUACAUACGUGUGUGACGCCACCAACAGCAUCGGGACACGAUCGGGCUCUGUGGAGGUCAGCAUCAUAGAAAAGCCUCUACCCCAGAUAGCAACAGGCGAUGUCAUCAGUGUCAUCGCCUUAUUGCUGGCUGCCGGAGUGCUCAUGGGCAUCACUAUAACAGUCCUGGUUCUCAAAAUCAGAAGUAGAAAGGACAACUCCUCAAAUGAUUCUCCGUCCAGAAAACCGUCGCAGCCGAUAAGGAAAAGACCAGGAGACGAUAUCCAGCAUUCAGGACGGUUUUAUGAAGAGCUUCCAAACACAGCAGAUUAUGUGAGCUACAGACUGGCCUGUAACAAGGAAGACUACCCCGAGCCCUACUCCCCUCCCAUCAACCCCCCUCUGUCAUUUCUGCCCCAGCACCCCUACCACUCCUCACAACCAACCACCACGACCAGCAGCAGCAGCACCGACAUGUCGAAAAACACCUUCUCUCCUCCCUCACACACCACAGCCAUCUUUAAAUACCCCUCAGUACCUGGCCUGUCUUCUCCUCCACCGGGAGUGGCGGCAUACACAUUUCCCAAAGAGCAAUACGUCUGAACCGGCACCUUGUCAGGAACUCAAACCUCUGCUGUGAGCUCAGAUGAAACGACCUGAUUAAAACCCAAACCUUUCCAAGGAGGAGGUUGGAGAAAUAUGUUGAACCCUGGACUGUCAGGAGUUGUCUCUGCACUUGUCUGCACUGUUGUGGACGGCUCUGGAACUCGAAAAGACAAUGAUGCUUUUGUUUUGAAGCAUUUUCUCUUUCGUCCUAUAUUUUGCUGUGGCAUCUAAUCUUUGAAAAGGGAAGAUUGUUGAACCGUGCUUUAGGUUAGAGAAAGACGAUUUGACUUUCUGUGGAAUGAAUUUAUAUUGCAUGGAUGUAUUAUUUACUUUAAACAGAAUGUAUGGGAUUAUCUCUUGAUGUGGCUGACAAUGAAUUUAUCCUCCUUUGUAUCAUUUUGUAAAAAAAAAACAAAAAAAACCAACAAAAAAUGAUUACGGUUUCCUCCUCUAUCUCUUAAGUCAACUCUCUCUUUAUCCUAGCUGUGUUGUGCACUCUGACAAUCCCAGACCUCAUCUUCUGGUUGUACCCUCUGUCCUCAUGUUGUACUUUUACUGUGCUUGUAUUUUGUAUGAUUUAUGUUUUUCUUUGCAAAGAAAACAACGUUUUUAUUUACUGAAGACAUUUUGGAGAUUUAUGACGUUGAUGUUUUUAUUCGUGGUAUCUGUGGAUUUUAGUAUUCAUUGACACUGGCUG